AUGUCCGCUUGUCCGGUCUGCCUCAGCUUCGGCUCUGGUGUGGCUCUGCUCCGUAUCCUCCUGGGUUGGUUUGCCAAAGGCCAGUUCCUGGCAGAAGUGUUCGCAUCUCUGUCCACGACGAAUAAGGUCCCCGUAUGCUUCAAGAGCACUCUCAAAAAUUUCACCCAAUAUGCCCACAUGAUUGAGAAAAAGCUCCAGAUUUGUCUUCAUGACGCGUUUGCCGCCUGUCGGAUUUGCUCGUUGGAAGGGCUUCCAACCUCCGACAGAUACGAAUCGGCGAAGUAUCUCUUGCUCUUGAAGUUUGGAAUCCAGUUGAGCCGCAUUUUCAAGGAAUACUUUCGUCCUAUGCAAGCCUUCCUGCCCAUCGUAUGGCUUCAGCGUUGCGUUGUGCAUUUCCCAAAACUUCAAAGGAUCCUUUUGGAAUUUUGGAAACUGUUCAUGGAGGCUGGAAAUCACAUGAAGUUCCUGGAUCUCUAA
Messenger RNA from Penicillium maclennaniae, 477 nucleotides. RefSeq lists its product as uncharacterized. The transcript has a single exon. NCBI's taxonomy places the organism in Eukaryota, Fungi, Ascomycota, Eurotiomycetes, Eurotiales, Aspergillaceae. The record is from RefSeq and is a predicted model, not a curated record. Bases 1 to 477 code for a protein of 158 amino acids.